AUCCCAGACUGGUACAAGGUCGGCUGGCGCGCCGUGUCCGGAAUCGACGAUGGCCCGCUCGACGACGACGAGGCGCGCGACAAGACCGUGCUCGAGAUGUUUGUCGCCGAGCAGUUUUACGGCGACUGGUACCACAACGCUGCGCUUAUAUUCUUCGCCGUGUUCACGUCCCACUUCCUGACGCGUUUUGGCUUCGGCUGGGGCUGGCUCUUCAUCCUC
Punctularia strigosozonata HHB-11173 SS5 is the source of this 219-nucleotide messenger RNA. RefSeq lists its product as uncharacterized. The record is from RefSeq and is a predicted model, not a curated record. The annotation marks the transcript as partial. NCBI's taxonomy places the organism in Eukaryota, Fungi, Basidiomycota, Agaricomycetes, Corticiales, Punctulariaceae. The transcript has 2 exons.